AUGAUACCUGCGCCGUCAUUCCCCGCUCGGCCAAAGCCGGCAGGGUACGCUUCUCGAUUCUUAUUACGCGGUCGCGGUCACUGUCCAGAAUAUUCACACCUGACGCUACCUGGGCCAUCUCAUUGGCCUCAUGGUUUUCGGCGCGUGCUGGAACGUAAAUUGCCACCUUUGUCCUUGAGGGGAUUCGAUCACAACCCCGGCCCUCGACCUGGUCUCGGUACUGGAGCCAUCGAUUUACAUGGUCCAGUAGUUUUUUUCCAUGUGGGUCAUGCCGAUCUCAACCUCCAGCUCCCCCUCUUACCCCUGAACCGAGUGGUGGGCCAAGAAAUCGACCAAUGCCUGGCCUUUGACCGACUUCUGGGCUACAUAUUGGAAGGUGAAUUCGGACAAUGGCAUCGUCCAUUUCCCGAUCCGGCCGCGUAUGAUCGGCCGAGUAAGCAUGUAUUUGAUGAGGUUGGUCUUGGAGAUGAUCUGAACGACCGAAGGAAGCAUAUAAUGGCGCAACUUGGUGGCCGCGAAAUAAAGCGCCAAGCAUAA
Molecule: messenger RNA, 537 nt
Organism: Prunus armeniaca (apricot)
Lineage: Eukaryota; Viridiplantae; Streptophyta; Magnoliopsida; Rosales; Rosaceae
Source: the annotation of a GenBank genome assembly